Messenger RNA from Biomphalaria glabrata, 5203 nucleotides. Its product is annotated as zinc finger protein 98-like. Gene Ontology annotation, molecular function: DNA-binding transcription factor activity; RNA polymerase II cis-regulatory region sequence-specific DNA binding. The transcript is spliced from 2 exons. Bases 45 to 1331 code for a protein of 428 amino acids. The record is from RefSeq and is a predicted model, not a curated record. Gene Ontology annotation, biological process: regulation of transcription by RNA polymerase II. NCBI's taxonomy places the organism in Eukaryota, Metazoa, Mollusca, Gastropoda, Planorbidae.
GGAUUUAAAAGAAUUAUUCCCACAAGACAAUCUCUAGGGGAAACAUGGAUAAAACUUGGUCUACUAUGUCUUAUGAAGAAGAAAUUCAAACAGCUCUAAUGAAAGCUGGCACACAAGACAAAUUUAAUUUGAAAAAUGAAAUAAAGAUUGAGAAUCAAGAAAUGGAUGACACAGAUUUUACGGUUCAAACAUCUGAAAAUGAGCAUCAGGAAGACAUGAUGGGACAAGAGAAAGUUUUCAAUGUAAGAACACCAACAGACGAAAGAGAGCAAAGGACUUCUGAAGUCAAUGCUGCCGCAAAUGACACAGAUAACGCUUUAGAUAAAACACUAUUUUCUUAUGUGAUGACAAAACAUAUGAAAAAUAAGACAAAUCAUUCUAAACUCAAAAAAUUAUUUAAAUGUCAAAUAUGCGAAAAAGAAUUCACCGUAUCUACAAGCUUAAAAAGACACCGGUUUGUCCAUGCUAGUGAAAAACCAUUUAAAUGUCAUGUAUGUCUCAAGGGUUUUCGUGACAAGACCAAUUUGAAAACCCACUUUUUUGUACAUUCUGGGGAAAGACCAUUUAAAUGCUUACUCUGUCCAAAAGAAUUUUAUCUGCAGUAUCGUUGGAGAAAUCAUCUUUUUGUUCAUUCUGUUGAAAAACCAUUCAAAUGUGAAGUAUGUGCUAAAGAGUUCUGUUCCUCGGCAACAUUGAAAACACACCAAAUGUUUCAUUCAAAGGAAAAGCCAUGGAAAUGCCAAAUUUGUCACAAAGAAUUCCAUCAUUCUACAUAUCUACAAAGGCAUCAGUUAAUUCAUACCUCAGCUCCUCCUAAAAGAACAUUUUUAUGUCAAACAUGUCCUCAACAAUUUUACAGUCUAUCAGCCUUAAAAACCCACGAGCACAUUCAUACUGGUGAAAAACCAUUCAAAUGCUUACAUUGUCAAAAGUUAUUUUCGAUGUUAUCACAUUUAAAAACGCAUCUUUUGGUUCAUUCCGGUGAAAGACCAUACAAAUGUAAGAUAUGUGAUAAAGCCUUCUCGCAGUCAUCAGCUUUGAAACUCCACUUUAGGAUUCACUCUGGUGAAAAGCCAUACAAAUGUCCACUUUGUGAACGGGCAUUCACUCUGUCUUCAUCAUUAAAAGCCCAUCAAUUAGUUCAUUCUGGUGAAAAGCCAUUCAAAUGUCAAUUAUGCGAGAGAGAAUUUGCCCAGUCCUCCUCACUAAAAGCCCAUCAGUUUGUUCAUACUGGCAACAAACCUUUUAAAUGUCAAGUUUGUGAGAGAGAAUUCUCUGUAUCUUCAUAUUUUAAAAAACACCAACUGGUUCAUACUAAAACACAACCUUAACGCUGGCUGUAGUUUACAAGUCUGUGUUUGGUCUGUUAAACGUUUAAACUGUACUUUUCCAGGCUUCAUGGAUUAAAUGUCAUCUUUCACUUGUGAAUUAAUAUGGAGUCAUGAGGUGACACUGAAUGUUGAAUCUUCAAGAAGAGAAUCAACAAUGCUAAAGAACAAAUGUGCCUCAAGGUGCAAGCACUAGGCUUCAUUAUAUACAAAGACACAUAAUGUUAAUAUGACUCAUAGAGUACAAAUGCCUGGUGUUUAAAGGUAAAGUACAAAGAGAUUUUUAAUUUCCUACUUUUCCUAGGCAUUCUAUGUUAUACGUCAGGCAAAGUAUAGUUAUUUCCUUUGUUGAAAGGUGAUAUUCAAGUUUGCAAUAAGAAUGUAAAUGAUUAAGAAAAAAACAACAACAGAAUUUCUUAAGACUUCAAAUGAUAUUUUAUAAGCCCAUAAGUCUUUGGCCUAUACCAAGUGCAAUAUCAAGUUUCAAAUAAUUUUUCAAUCAACUCAUCUAAUUUUAAAACAGUAAUACAUAUUUAUAAAUGUAAUUUUGUUUCUUUUCUUUUAACUAAUUUACAAGAAACAGGAAAUUAAAAGUUCCAACAGCAACUAGGAUAAACGUAAUUCCUAAUACUUUUGAAGACUGCUCAUGAUAUUAAAAUAUUUUUGUUGAGACACAUUUAAAAUAUAAAUAUAAUAAUGUUUCCAUCAUUUAACUUAAUUUAUAUAAUGAAAGCUAAUGAAAAAUAUGUUGAUAAAGCAAAAAACAAAAAAAAAAAUCUCAUCUUCUACAUGUUCUAUUUGUACAUAUUUUUAUUUCAUUCUCAGCUCUUCCUUGAUCUGUGCUUACUCUGUCAGCUCCACUCUGCUUUCUCUGUCAGGGCCACUCUGCUUACUCUGUCAGCUCCACUCUGCUUUCUCUGUCAGGGCCACUCUGCUUACUCUGUCAGCUCCACUCUGCUUACUCUGUCAGCACCACUCUGCUUACUCUGUCAGCUCCACUCUGCUUACUCUGUCAGCGCCACUGCUUACUCGGUCAGCGCCAAUCUGCUUACUCUGUCAGCUCCACUCUGCUUACUCUGUCAGCUCCACUCUGCUUACUCUGUCAGCGCCACUCUGCUUACUCUGUCAGGGCCACUCUGCUUACUCUGUCAGCCCCACUCUGCUUACUCUGUCAGGGCCACUCUGCUUACUCUGUCAGGGCCACUCUGCUUACUCUGUCAGCGUCACUCUGUCAGCCCCACUCUGCUUACUCUGUCAGGGCCACUCUGCUUACUGUGUCAGCCCCACUCUGCUUACUCUGUCAGCGUCACUCUGCUUACUCUGUCAGCGUCACUCUGCUUACUCUGUCAGCCCCACUCUGCUUACUCUGUCAGGGCCACUCUGCUUACUCUGUCAGCGUCACUCUGUCAGCCCCACUCUGCUUACUGUGUCAGCCCCACUCUGCUUACUCUGUCAGCACCACUCUGCUUACUCUGUCAGCCCCACUCUGUUUACUCUGUCAGGGCCACUCUGCUUACUCUGUCAGCCCCACUCUGCUUACUCUGUCAGCUCCACUCUGCUUACUGUGUCAGCCCCACUCUGCUUACUCUGUCAGCCCCACUCUGCUUACUCUGUCAGGGCCACUCUGCUUACUCUGUCAGCGUCACUCUGUCAGCCCCACUCUGCUUACUCUGUCAGGGCCACUCUGCUUACUCUGUCAGCGCCACUCUGCUUACUGUGUCAGCCCCACUCUGCUUACUCUGUCAGGGCCACUCUGCUUACUCUGUCAGCAUCACUCUGUCAGCCCCACUCUGCUUACUCUGUCAGCCCCACUCUGCUUACUCUGUCAUCGCCACUCUGCUUACUGUGUCACCCCCACUCUGCUUACUCUGUCAGCGUCACUCUGCUUACUCUGUCAGCGCCUCUCUGCUUACUCUGUCAGCGCCACUCAUUGAGGGAACUUGAAAAAGAUCAUGACUUCUGUGUGUAGUCACUCAUUGAACUUCUCUGUAUGUUGUGUCUGUUCUAUUGUCACGUUUCUAUACUGUGAUCUCAUUCUAUUUAUUCUGGAAACAGUGUCUGGUCAGAGUAAGCCAUAGGAGUAAGCCUUUUUUUAAUAAUUUGACUCCAUAUCCUUUGUAUUUUUACUAAUUCAUGUGAAUAGUUAAAGGGACGUAAUUAGUUAUUAUACUUGAGUAGAAGGUAUUGUAAAUAUUAAUAAUGGGGUCAGCAUUAAGGCCUUAUUUCUUUCACAGGGUUAUGAUGUAUUAGAUCUUGUACUGUUAAGGCUUAAAUGCUAAUUAGAAUGAAAUUUAGAAAAAUGUAUUGUUGUAACAUCUCAGCUUAGAAGUAACAGACAUUCCUAUAACAAAAAUAAUAAAACCUCCAGGGUAAUUUUCAUAAAACUAGUCGAACGGCUGCAUAGCAUACGCUGCUCUUUUGCAGGGCCGGCCUAAGCCACUGCAACCUAUGCGAUGGCAGUGGGCCCUUUCAUAGGACCCGCGCUAAUUCUAGGUGUAUAAAUUAUUAAAUUAAACCAUAUGUUUUCUCGUGGACUAUCUGCAGAAAUAAGAGAGGGAUCUUUCCUUUACUUCUUGCUUCUCAUCCAAACUCGAGUGAAGAAGAGAAUUAUAUAUAUAGAUUGCAUGUUAUAAAAAGAUUGUAACAGUUUUGUUAGUAUUUCAUAAGGCACAUCUCCGUUUGUUUUUGGUUACACUGACUAAUACAGGCUUAUCAUUAAAUCUCUUGAUUUUUUUUGGCAACUGCAUUGUAGAAAGUAAUUAAAAUAUCAAUUAAAAUGUUUUUUAAAGGUAUGAAACAUUGGUGUUUAUUCUUUUCCAAGGUGACUUUUCAAAUAUAUAUCUAAACCACUCUUUCGUCCCCAAGUUUUACCUUUUAGAUACACCAGGUGCCAAUAUCCAAUUUGUCAUUUUUUCUCAUCAGAAAAAUAUUUAAACUAAUUUUGAUGCUUUUGGUUUUGAUUGACUUUUAGUGUUUACAUUGUUAUAUUAUAAUGUACAAUUCAAUUAUAAACACAGAUGUAUAAAACACAACUCCAUAACAUGAACAAGAAGACCAACAGAAGACUGCCAACACACUAAUAGAAGACUUCAAACACACUGAACAUAAGAACAAGGGAGACAACAUAAAGAAAACAAAACAAACACACACCACAAUAAAUACAUUUUAAAGAAUGUAUAAAUGAUCUAAAAAAAUUAAAUGGAACAGAGCAGAUAUAACUAUAAAUCAAUUCAAAGAACAAGAAAACAUUAAUAAUAAUAUAUUUUUAAAAAAGUUACAGUACCCCUUUCAUACAUUGUGGUCUGUAGGGCAGAUGAUGUAAAGGUCAUCUGAUUAUGUGGCCUACGGUUAACGAGGGUGUCAUGUGACAAGCAGAAUGACCAACCGCCUUUACAUUUCCCCAACAAAUGUCAGGUACCCAUUAGAGCUGGGUGGACUCAAAAGUGCCCAAAGAUCCCGAAAUUGAAAAUCCCAGUCUUCACCAGGAUUCAAACCCCGGCCCCGGUUAGGUAGCCAAGCACCUUAUCAUUCAGCGACCGUGUCUCCAGUAAUAAUAAUAUGCAGGGAGAAAACAACAGUCUCAAAGUCUGACAUGGCAUGAGUAGCCUAGAUAUUUAACGAGCUUAGAGAUAUUUUAUUGCUAAAACAGACUACAUUACUUUGAAAGCAGAACAAGGAAAGACAGUUAUGUUAAUGGUUGUUGGAUUUUUUGUUUACAUUUUUGCUUGUCACUUUGGAGUGAUUGACUGUUAUUGUUGUUUUAAAUGUACUGUAAACAGUAUUUCACAAUGUAUUUAUUUAUUGAAAAUUAUUUAUUGUUGAAUUGUUGUUUGCAAGAAAUGUACUUCGAAUAAUAAUAAAGACUGGUACCAAAA